AUGCGUUCUAACCUUCUUUCUCUUUGUAUGCUCGGCGGAGCUUUAGCCGCUCGACCUUUCGUGAACGAGCCGGAUACAGGAUUCGAUGAAUACUUCGCGAGUUUAGCGACCGGCGAGUUGCCGCCGCUGAACAAGUUGGUUGGUCUGCCAGACUUCGAUGCGGCGGCACGGAGACAUCUCCCCGCCAUGAACUACACCUACUAUCGUAACGGAGCGGGAGGGGAAUGGUCGUACCGGAAUAACCUUGAGGUCUAUAACCGCUACAGACUGAAGCCUAAGACCAUGGUAGAUGUCACUAAUAUCGAGGCAUCGCUCCCGACCACGAUUCUGGGCCACAACUUCUCCGCGCCAUUCUUCAUCACCCCCUGCGCCCGAGGUGGCUACGGUCACGUCGAUGGCGAGAAGGGUCUCGUCGAGGGUGCCGCAAACGGAAACAUCCUCUACAUGCCGUCGCUAUACGCCAGCUUAACGAUUGAGCAAAUCACCGCUUUCAAGAAGAACGACCAGGUCACUUUCCAGCAAGUAUACCUCGACUCGAACGACACCGCUACCCAAAUCAUCUUCGACCGCGCCAAGACAGCGGACGCCAAGGCCAUCGUCUUCACCAUCGACUCCGCCGCAGACGGCAACCGUCACCGCGCCGCUCGCUACGGCGUCGGAUCCGCCGACUCCUCCUACACCGUCAUCACCUGGGACUUGUAUGACCACCUCACAACCAUGACCGACCUCCCCAUCAUCCUCAAGGGCAUCCAAACCGUCGAAGACGCGCAGGAAGCCGUCCGCCACAAGGUCCCCGCGAUCUACCUCUCGAACCACGGGGGCCGGCAAAUCGACGGCGCUCGCUCGCCUCUCGAAGUCGCCAUCGAGCUGCGUCAGCGCGCGCCUGAAGUGUUCACUCAGACGGAGGUGUAUGCGGACGGUGGCGUGCGGUACGGCGCUGAUGUCGUGAAGCUGCUGGCGUUGGGUGUUAAGGCCGUGGGUGUGGGACGCCCGUUCAUGUAUGCGAAUGUGUACGGUACCGAGGGCGUCAGUCGUGCUGUUGAGAUGCUGAAGCAUGAGAUUGCGAUCGAUGCGGCGAAUGCGGGCGUUGCGGAUUUGAAGAGGAUUGAUCCUAAUAUUGUUGACUGGACGCCGAACUGGGCCUCUGCUUAGAUGUAGAAGGCGGUGUUUGGGAGAGGGGUGUUGAUGGAUGGAUGGAUAGAUGGAUUCUUGUAUAUAUUUUGGUACUGACUCUUUGAUCGGUUACUCUUUUACUAGUAGAUACUAUUGGAUUAGAUGGUGAUGGUGGUUACAUAAAAGAUGAAUCGUUAACUUUAUUUUGU
Messenger RNA from Annulohypoxylon maeteangense, 1322 nucleotides. Its product is annotated as FMN-dependent alpha-hydroxy acid dehydrogenase. Lineage: Eukaryota; Fungi; Ascomycota; Sordariomycetes; Xylariales; Hypoxylaceae. Gene Ontology annotation, molecular function: FMN binding; oxidoreductase activity. The transcript has 7 exons. Bases 1 to 1152 code for a protein of 383 amino acids. The record is from RefSeq and is a predicted model, not a curated record.